This is a messenger RNA of Bufo bufo (common toad), 1032 nucleotides long. RefSeq lists its product as uncharacterized. Bases 16 to 1032 code for a protein of 338 amino acids. Lineage: Eukaryota; Metazoa; Chordata; Amphibia; Anura; Bufonidae. The transcript is spliced from 3 exons. The record is from RefSeq and is a predicted model, not a curated record.
UGUCGAAGGGUAUAUAUGUGGAAUCGCUACAUCGAUGAUGUUCUCAUGAUUUGGCAGGGUACGACUGGAGAACUGGACUCCUUCAUGACUAACCUGAAUCAGAACCAGCUCAAUAUCCAUCUUACUUAUAAAUCCGGUCGAAGAGAUAUGGACUUUCUGGACGUUCUUCUACAGGUAGAUCAUCAUGGCUUCAUUUACACCGACCUGCACCGUAAACCCACUUCAGUGAAUAGUCUGUUACACGCCGGCUCUGCACAUCCACGGAGACUGAUUGAAGGGAUCCCUACGGGCCAAUUUCUGCGACUAAGACGCAUAUGCUCAAAUGACGAUCUGUUUGAAAAGCGCGCCCAGGAGUUGACCAAUAGAUUUAGAGAGAGAGGCUAUACUGAAUCCUCUCUGAAGAAAGGCUAUUUUAGAGCCAAACGAUCUGGGAGGGAGGACCUUUUACAACAACGUCCGAAGACAAAGAAAUCUCAGAACAACAUGGUACGCUUUAUCACUACCUACAAUUCAGGCCAUAAUGCAGUACUGCAAUCAUUAAACACACAUUGGAAUAUCUUGUGUAUGGACCCCAUUUUGAAACAACACUUACUUCCGAGGCCAUCCUUAACUUUUCGACGUGACAGGAAUAUACGGGAUGUUCUAGUCCACAGCCACCAUCAGGCUGCCACCCCCUCACGUAUUUUUGGAUCCAAAGGUCCCAAAUUGGGUUGUCGCCCCUGCGGUAAUUGUGUGGCAUGUGUCAACAUCCUUACUACCACCUCCUUUACUGAUUCCGCUGGACAGAAGAUCUAUCAAAUUACACAUACCAUCACCUGCAGCACCACCGGGGUGGUCUACGUUGCCAGUUGCCCCUGCGGGCUUCUAUAUGUUGGUCUCACAUCACGAGAACUGAGGCGUCGUACGAGAGAACAUGUGCUGGGGAUACAGUCAGCUGCGACUGAGGAAGAUGACACCGCCCUAAAGACCAUCCCUCGCCAUUUCAAGACAUACCAUGCCAGUGAUAGCUCUUUGCUCCAGAGGGAUUUUUAA